Microthlaspi erraticum is the source of this 810-nucleotide messenger RNA. The record is from the annotation of a GenBank genome assembly. Lineage: Eukaryota; Viridiplantae; Streptophyta; Magnoliopsida; Brassicales; Brassicaceae.
AUGGCUAACUUUGGAAUGGACAGGGUUUACCAAGAGUUCGAGCCUGCAACUAGAUGGACUUCUGAACCAGACGCCGAGGUCCUUGUCGCUGAUCUUCCAGGAUUCAAGAAAGAACAGCUUAAGGUGGCGGUAACCGCAACAAGGAAGCUAAGAUUAACAGGAGAACGCCCAACUGGUGGAAACAAAUGGAUUCGCUUCCACCAGGAGAUUCCCGUUCCCUUGACCGCUGACGUCGACUCGGUUUCAGCUAUGUUCAAGGAUAACAAACUCUACAUCAGGCAUCCCAAACUCAAGACAGAAAUCCCUCAAACUAAGCCAUUAUCACCGGUCAAACCACCGGUGAUGAUGAAACAUCAAGAUCAACAUGAGAAAAGACAAGGGGUGAUCACGAAACCCCAUGAUCAACACGAGAAAAAACAAGGCCAUCAGGUGGUCACGAAACCACAUGAUCAACACGAGAAAAGACAAGGCCAUGAUUCAAAACCAAUGGUUGAGAAGCUGGGCGGUGGUAAAAUCGAGCAGUUGAAACAUGCUGUACAGAAAAAAGCAAGGGAGCUACAGAGUGGAAAAAAGGAAACAGUUGAUGAUGAGCCUAAAGGACCUUUGAGUUCCAAUGAUGAGGAGAAAGACAAAGAUGGAGCGAAAUGGUUCGAGAAGUACAAAGAGGCAACUGGAAAUGUGGUUAAGGAAGCUAAGAACAAAAGGCAGUUAAUUUGCAAUUUGGCUGCUUCGGUUUCCUUGGUUCUGCUAAUCCUACUCUAUGCCAGAAAUGCAGUACGUUCAUCCUUUGUGUGGAAAUCCGAGGAAUGA